Syngnathus acus (greater pipefish) is the source of this 3640-nucleotide messenger RNA. It is a transcript of the gene snap91b, whose product is annotated as synaptosome associated protein 91b. Lineage: Eukaryota; Metazoa; Chordata; Actinopteri; Syngnathiformes; Syngnathidae. The transcript has 24 exons. Gene Ontology annotation, cellular component: extrinsic component of presynaptic endocytic zone membrane; clathrin-coated vesicle; synaptic vesicle. Gene Ontology annotation, molecular function: 1-phosphatidylinositol binding; SNARE binding; clathrin heavy chain binding. The coding region runs from base 526 to 2610 and encodes 694 amino acids. The record is from RefSeq and is a predicted model, not a curated record. Gene Ontology annotation, biological process: clathrin-dependent endocytosis; synaptic vesicle budding from presynaptic endocytic zone membrane; clathrin coat assembly.
CCAUGUCCAAGUACCCUCUGGCGGGUGGGCCAUACUGAGAGAAUAAAUAAAUGAGCGUAAGGGAAGGUGCAUAGGGAUUUCCGUCGUGGCUUCUUUGCUCCUCCUCCGCCUCCAUUUUUUUUUUUGCGCAUUCGAUGCCGCAGAAAAGCGCCGCACAUUUUGGACGAUUGGAAGGAAUAAUCCGAAGCGGAUAACGCACUUAUGGAGCGUUGAUUUCAAUCCAAAAAGGAAAGAUUGCGCGUGUUGUUUGGAACGAUUGCAAGGCUAGGGAAGAGCGGCUUGUUACGUAACCAAGAGACUCCUGAGCUGUCCACGGUGCUGAAAAGCGUACAUCGCGUAUAUUCAAGCCGGCAAAAGCUCUUUUUAUCCCUUAAAAAGCUCCGUUCGAUGACCCAUCAAUCAUCUUGGGGCUGUUUUUCCAUCUAUACAGGGAGAAGGUCACAGGCUCGUUUGCUGUACAGCUAGAUCGAUUUUUUUAUUUUUAUUUUUUAUUUUUUAUUAAGCAUUCCAGAUAAGGGGGUCCAAAUGUCGGGUCAGACGCUCACGGACCGCAUCGCUGCGGCCCAGUACCAGCUGACGGGUUCGGACAUGGCCAGGGCCGUGUGUAAGGCUACAACGCACGAAGUGAUGGCGCCCAAGAAGAAGCACCUGGAGUACCUGGUGUCAGCCACCAACACCACCAACGUGAACAUCCCGCAGAUGGCCGACACGCUUUUCGAGCGGGCCACCAACGCCAGCUGGGUGGUGGUCUUCAAGGCCCUGGUCACCACCCACCACAUGUGCGUGCACGGCAAUGAGAGGUUCAUCCAGUACUUGGCCUCCAGGACUUCGCUCUUUAACCUCAGCAACUUCAUCGACAAAACUGGCUCGAAUGGCUACGACAUGUCCACGUUCAUCAGACGGUACGGCCGCUACCUGAAUGAAAAAGCCUUCGCCUACCGCCAGAUGGCUUUCGACUUCACUCGAGUUAAGAAAGGGGCCGAGGGGGUGAUGAGGACCAUGACCACGGAGAAGCUAUUGAAGGGCAUGCCCGUCUUGCAGACUCAGAUCGACACGCUUCUGGAGUUUGACGUUCAUCCUAAGGAGCUGAACAACGGCAUCAUCAACGCCGCUUUCUUGCUGCUCUUCAAGGACUUGGUCAAGCUCUUUGCAUCCUACAACGAUGGCAUCAUCAACAUGUUGGAGAAAUAUUUCAAGAUGAAAAAGAGCGACUGUAAGGAAGCGUUGGAGAUCUACAAGAGGUUCCUGACCCGGGUGACUAAAAUCGGGGAGUUCAUGAAGCUGGCGGAGACCGUUGGAGUUGACAAAAAUGACAUCCCCGACAUUAACUAUGCCCCCAGCAGUAUCCUGGAGUCUCUGGAAACGCACAUGAAUGGCCUGGAGGACGUCAAGGGUGGCAAGAAGGGUGAAGGGUCUCCGACUAAGGGUUCUCCCACAAACAACGUGUCUCCGACUUCGACUCCGGCCAAAUCGUCAAACGCCGUCCCGGCACUGCAGCCUCCACCUGGGGAGAGCGCGGCCGCUGCCGCUCCGGCUGCACCCGAGCCAGCGGAAGAUUCCUUGUUGGACCUGGAUCCUCUGUCCUCUUCUGGCCCGCCAGCAGCAUCCGCAGGCCCCACGUCCUGGGGAGACCUUCUCGGAUCAGAAAUGGGCGAUUCCUUGCUAGCCGAGCCCGCUCUGGCUGCAGAGGCCGCCGCCCCCUCCCCUGCCGCCGCCGACUCCACGCCUGCCCCCGCCGCGCCAGAAGCUGGAGUCCCUCUAGCUCCUCACAGUAGCACGGCGGCCGCCACCUCCCCUGGCGCCACCAAUAUGGAUCUGUUAGGAGAUGCCUUCGCCACGCCCGCCGCGGACGCCGCCACCACCGAGGCCUCCGCCGCGGCAGCUGAGGGUGGAACCGCAGCGACACCCACCGCCCCUGUCACCGGAGCUGCAGCUGGAGCCGACCCCUUUGCGCCCUCGGACGGGGGCACUACGGCCGCAGCAUCUUUGGGUCUCGACCUUUUCGAUGUGGGCAACUCGUGUUUUAGCUCGGUGGUGCCCUCCCCUUCCCCAUCGUCGAUCUUCACCUCCACUUCCAGCACCACCAUCACCACGGCGACCGUUUCGGCGCCAAUAGCUACCACCGAUCUUUUCAGCGCGGAUUUAUUCGACUCCUCAUCCAUCUCACCCAUCUGUUCCUCUGCGCCCCCACCCAAAACUGACAGCAGAGACAUCCUGAGCCUGUUUUGUGAGUCCACUGGAGGAGGAGGAGGAGAUGCACCAGCAGCCGCUGUCGCCACCCCUGGAGCAGAACUCAUCUCAGCUUUUGGUGGCUUAGGAGAGGUAAUGAAGCCCACCCUGACCCCCCAGACGGGUGAUGUUGACACCUCCAUGGCUAACAUGGCGAGUAAUCUGACGAUGGGAUCUCCAGCGGCUCCUCAGGUAGCUCCCCCCAGCUGGGGUGCCCCCAUGCCCGGGGCACCGGGUGCCGGAGCUCCCAUGAUGCAUUUGGUUAGACCGGGCUUCCCCGCCGCCAAUGCCCCGAUGUCUCCUGGAAUGACCCAGAGCCCCAGAAAGCCUCCCCCGCCCAGGAACGCUCUGGAUGACCUUAACAUCAAGGACUUCAUGUAGGCAGACACAUAGGUGUUUGGCGCUUCGGAUGUCUGCACUCCCCCCCCCCCCCCCCCAUCUAGAGGCCGCAACCCCUCGAAGACCCCCCCAUACCUCCGCCCCCAUGAUGUACUGUUGUAGCACAACUGUAAAUGUGAACCCUAGAUACAGAACACAUAGUUUUACGUGUGUGUGGGUGUGUGUGGGUGUAAAUCAGUGUUAAACUCUACUUAAUAUAUUACAGCUAGGGGGGAGGGGCAAAGAAAAAGAACAACAAAAAAAGAAUGCAUAUGGAAAAUUAUUCUGGACUUGAAUGCAAUGGUCUGGUGGUUUCCCUGCGCAUCUGCCAGACGAGGAGCGUGUUGUUCAAUGUGGACUGUGUUUUGGUGUGUGUAUCUUGACUGGCCAACCCGCCUCCUUCAUCGUCCCAACUAAUACUGAGCUAACUCCCCGUCGUCCCAGCUAAUACCGAGCUACGUGUGUGUGUGUGUGUGUGAUGGUUGUACCUUCAAGUAUGUCAAGCUUCGCCACUCACGCUCCCUAUUGGUCGUGAAAAACAUGCAACGUCAUCCACGGUUUUAUUAUUACUUUGGGAUUCUACGGAAACGUGCCGAGAUCUGUGCACAAAUUAACAUGCAUUUUAAUGAUAGAUGACUUAUUUUCUUUAUUUUGAAGACAAAAUACCAUAUAUUUUAGUUACAUAUCUUGGGGGGGGGGGGAGCAUGUAGAUGUAAACAAACAACAAAAAACAUACCUGUCAGUUUUGUAGAGGCAGUAUUCAUUUAAAAUAAUUGCUGGCUGUUUGACGUGACGCCCUCUGCUGGUGUCGAGUGGCUGGGGACGAAAUAAUAUUGAAGUUACUUGCAUUUGUGCAUGCAAUUGGUUGGCAUCAGGUACAUUUGCUGAUUGGGAAGCGGCGUGUAAAGCACUCACGUAUACGCUAGAUGUUAUGUGUUGUUUAUUUCCAAAAGUGACUGUAACUUAAUCCAUUGUGACAAUUACAUGUUGAAAGAAAAAAAUAAAAUAAAAGCAAGAAUGACAUUCACAUAGA